Culex quinquefasciatus (southern house mosquito) is the source of this 6329-nucleotide messenger RNA. Its product is annotated as proteasome activator complex subunit 4B. Gene Ontology annotation, biological process: proteasomal ubiquitin-independent protein catabolic process. Lineage: Eukaryota; Metazoa; Arthropoda; Insecta; Diptera; Culicidae. The transcript is spliced from 8 exons. Gene Ontology annotation, molecular function: proteasome binding; peptidase activator activity. Gene Ontology annotation, cellular component: nucleus; cytosol. The coding region runs from base 418 to 5934 and encodes 1838 amino acids. The record is from RefSeq and is a predicted model, not a curated record.
UGUGCGAUUUGCAAAUUAGGAGCAGCACCAAGUGCAACGGAACACGCAGCGGAAAAGGCGCGCGCGGAUGCAAAUCGGGGUCGACCCGGGCUCAAGUGGGGGAUUUCCAAGUGUGUGGCAGGAGCUGGGGCCUGGGAGGUUGUGGAGGAAGAAAGUUGCUAGCCAGCAGUAGGAGGGUUCAUUGUGUUUUGGAGCUUCGUGGACGGAUCGAACCGUGGUGUUGCUGCCCGUGCUGGGAGUUUGCGGGUGGUGGAAAGGGCGAUUUUCCCACCGUUGUUGAAAAACACUUUUGAGGAGAGGAAGGGGAACCUGUUCAACCAGGAAGCUUAAGAGUUUGAUCGGGUUGUGAAAGAGGGGAAGACGACAGUGAAGAACCGUUAAUCCGGAAGAGACAGACAGAAAGCGAGAGGACAGAAGAUGGAUGACGAAAGCAGCGACAGUCUGGAGUUGAGCCGGGCCAAACGGAACGAGCGCAUCGAAAAGCUGGGCUUCCGGCCCCAGAAGGAGCUGUUCUGUAACAAGUUCCUGCCGUACGCGGACCGGCUGGACGAUGAGUCGCAGGCCAUGCUCGAGAACAUCAAGAACAACCUCGGCAAGGCGGUGGCCAUGCGGGAGAUCACGCCCGGAGUGUCCAUCUACGUGUCGCGGUUGAUGAAAUACAUCAAACUGUACGGGAUGAAGUUCUCCAAGGAGGACCACAUCAAGUUCGUCAAGCUACUGCUGGAGCUGAUCAACAUUCCCAACCUGGAACCGGACAAGGUGAACAAGUUUUGUUACGCGAUCACUACGUUGUUGAGAAAACCCGAAUGGCUUAGCCCGGACGACAUCCAGAUCGAGUGGCGCCCGCUGUACAAGCUGUGCAACUUGAUUCUGAACAAAAACAGCAGCAAGGGCGAUCUGUACCGAUAUUUCGCCUCCCUGGAGACGAAUCUACAGUUUGUGAUCCAAUACUGCGCUCCAUACUUUCCGCGAUGCUCGACGCAGGAGAUUCUGGAUGAGUUGCUGCCGAAGCUGCAGCCGCUGGACACGGGCAAGAGUUUCGAUACGUUCGGCAUGCUGUGCACGUUUCUGAGCUGUGAGCACGACUACGAGCUGUGGUUCGACAAGUUCAUGUCAAUCUGGAACGCGUACCACAACCCGCCGUGGAGCAUCGACAUGAUGACGUUGUACGCGACGGUCGGGUUCAAGAACAUCGGGUACAUCGAUUGGGAGGAGCACAUACCGACGAUGUUUGCGCGGAUUUUGCGUUCGAUCGAUUUCCCUGUGAGUUACAAGAGCACGAAGAGCUCCAAGUUGCAGAGUUUGACGCCGCAAGCGAUCGCGAUUUGGAUCGUGGCGGUGCUCGGACCGAAGAGUUCCGCCCAGCAGUACUUGAACAAGUUCAUGGCGACGGUUGAGUCGUACCUGCAUCCAGCCAACAUGGGCAAGUGGGUGUCGAUGAUCGGGGAGAUAUUGAUCCAGCUGCCGAAGUACUUCUUCGACCGGUUGGUGUUGGAGCGCUACCGGAAGCAUCCGUACCGGAAGCCGAUCCCGGAGGCGUAUAAGCUGACGGAUGAGUGCGUAACGGCGUUCGUGGAGAGCAUGAAGCCGGUCGCGUUCCAGGCGAUGUACUCGCGCAUCAACCCGCAGGACGUGGGCAAGAUAUUCCAGCAUCUGGCGGACCUGCGACCGGAACUGAUCAUUCCAACCAUCAUCGAUCGAGUGUACGCGAGUUUGGAUUCGCUCACGGAGCCGCACAAAAUGACCGCCGCGCUGCAGAGCUUGAUCAGCGUGUCGCGGGCGCUCGUAUCCGGCCACAACGGGUACACCGAGGGUCGGAACCACGUGAUACCGAUCUUCUUUGCGACACUGCCCGGAAUCGAUCCGAACGACUUUAAAAAGACUUCGAUUACAUUCCACUUUCUGACGUCGAUUUCGUUCCUCAUUCCGAUCAUCGACUGCUCGAAGGCCGGCCAGUUUCACGAGCUGACCGAGGACGAGCGGUUGCUGUGCGAGCAGACGGCGGACUUUGAGAGCUUCGUGGUGCAGUACAUGGACCGGAUAUUCCUGCUGAUUGAGAGCAGUUCGGUGGAUAACGUACGCAUGGAACAGUCCGAUUCCGACUCGAUGCGGUCCAAGCUGGAGUCGAUUUCGGAAGCGUUGGUCCAGGCGUGUACGCAUGGCAUUCUCGGCCAGUGCUCGAAGGACAUUCUCAACGCGGCGUCCAAAAAGCUGGUUGACUUUGUCAAAACGCGAUUGCUCGAGCCGAAGGUCGCCGGCCAGCUGGUCGGAUGUUUGGUGCGAGUCUUUUCCAGAAUCCACGGCAAGGAGGUCAUGAGGGCGUUGCUCCCGUACGUAGUGCAGACCAUCGAACGCUACAUGGAAGAUCACGACGAUACGGCCGAGCUGGAGAAGCAAAGCGACGAAAUGCUCUACUAUUUCCUGCUGCUGACCAACCUCAUGCGAGGCGAACCCGCGGAGGUCGUGAAAUACGUCGACGAUGUGCUGCCCAUUGUGGACAAGAUGCUCAAAUUCAAGUGCAAACAAACGAACAAAUUUGGCUCCACCCUGGUGGCGAACCUGAUGAGCAAUCUUUCCACGAUGCAAACGCUGGACGUGAAAAACAGUCCCGACAGCUUCGACAAACCGCUGUCGGAGUUUCUCCCCGUCCGAAGCUGGGGUGAAAAAAUGGGCCCAGACGGGAAGAUUGACUGGUGCUUCCCGGGCGAGCGCUCGCUCCAGGUGUGCGAGAAGCUGAUGCAUCGCUACCUGGUGCCGAUACUGACCAACUUUGACAAGUUUAGCGCCGGAGAGUUGGAACUCAGCCGGGAUGACAUCAACCGGGACGUGACGGUCGUGCAGUCGCUGAUUCGAUGCUCAAACUUUCUGCCCAACUGGGACGACGAAGAGCCGCUGAAGUUGUUCGAUUCGUGCCUGGUUCGGGCCGAGAUGAAGUGGAACGUGACGCGAGGCUUCGACGGCAUGGAGAUCAAAAUGCCCGACGGCGGAAACGUCCGCAAGGCGAUCAUCCGCAGCAUCAGCGGGCUGCAGCGAGCGAUUCUGGCAAAGUGCGAAGACGACAUCAAAUCGCUCAAGUCGAUCCUGAUGCUGUACGAGAAGAUCUUCUUCCGGAAGCACUCGAACAGCGCGUUCGACAAUCAGGCGAAGAACUUUAACAACACGAAAAAGUUCCAGACGUACAAGCUGACGCGGUACAAGCGCGACGUACGGGCUGUGGUUGCGACGCGCGUCAUCAUGCAGCAGGACUGUCGGGACGAGAUCGAUCAGCCGUUGUUCUCUGCCACCCAUCUGGAGGUGAUGAUGAACCUGCUGGAGCUGUCCACCUCCCACUACAGCAGCGUUCGAGCCACGGCUCAGGCCAAACUUUUCACCAUGCUGGCUACCUUUUCGUACAGCUACAAAUUCCUCGCGGACAAGAUCAUCGAAAACCUCCGGCUGGACUCGAACGAGCAUCACGAGCAGUUCAAGGGCAUCCUGUACAUCCUGGUGUCGAACCGGCGCUCCCGGCUGAUCAUCAAGCACGACUGGGAUUUUCUCAACCGCAUCUGGGUGACGCUGCUGCAGUCCAAACUCUCGGAAAAGCCAUCGGUUGUGAAACUGCUCGACGCGGUGACGGACGUGAUUAACAACGAGUUUCCCACGACCACGACCGAAAUCGAGAUCCACGAGGCGUGUGUGAGCUGCGGGUUGGCGCUGCGCACUCGGGAAGACGCGCUCGAUUUGGAAGCCGGUCUGCAGGCGCGACUAGCGAAGAACAAACGUAACGUAGAGCUGUACUACGACCUGAUUGCGCAAAUCCUGUCCACGGUGGAGAACGACAAGCUGCACUGGCGGUACCACUAUAUGGCCUCGACGAUGCUGUUCAAUCUGGUCCACCCGUUGAGCAAGUUCCCCGCGUCGGUGACGCAGUUUGCGGUGAACAACUUGAUCCACGAUUCGCUAGACGAGCGCAAGAUGGCCAUCAACCUGCUGAACCAUAUCCUGCGGCAGCAAAAGCGCGAACACGUCAAGAUCGCGAUCAAUCCGUACGAGAUUGCGGGGAUCGCCGGGAAGACACCGGCGCACGGUUCCGUUGUGCAGCCGGGCUAUCGGGAAGACAACCUCUGGCUGCAGUACGAUGUGGAAAAGGUGCCGAAAAGUCAGCAGGACUGGGACGAGCCGCGGUACAUGUACAAAACGGACGGGUUCUUCGGGUGGAGCAGCGACUUUGCCGUGUACGCGCCAAGCAGCGAUCAACCCAAGCUGGACCGGACCGCGGAGGAGAUGAACGAGUGUGAGAGGAUUAUGUACGUGUUUUUCACGCAGCAGGAAAACGUGGACAAGCUGAUCAAGUACUGGUCGCUGGAGGAAAAGAAGGGUCGGGACAAGUUUAACCGGAGUCGGUUCUGCCUGAUCAAGGGGCUGAUGAACACGUUCGGGGAUCUGUUCCUGGACAAGUUGGUGCGCCAUUUGCGACCGUUGAUCGACGACAAAACAUCCGAGAGUAACCAUCGCUGUGCGGCUGAAUUGAUGGCCGGGAUCAUGCGCGGGGCCAAGCACUGGCCGUACGACAAGACGGAUAAAAUGUACGCCGAUCUGGUGCCGCUCAUUCGGCUUGCCCUGAACAACGUCACGGUGGACACCGACGUGUACUGGGGCACCUGUUUCGCCACUGCCGCCGAGUACAUGGACCCGUUCAAACAAUACUGGCUCCACGAAGCCCUGCUCGAAGAUCCACUGCAGGAAACGACCAGCUUUAUCGAUUGCAACCGGCUGUACUGCCUGCAAGGGGCCUUCAACCAGCACGUCUGGCGAAUGACCAGCGUAGCGAAGCGACUGCUCGAGUACCUGCGACCGUACCUGAACCAUUCGUUCCAGAACGUGCGCGAACGGCUCGGCAGUACGCUCAUCAACAUCUUCGAAGCGGACCUGCGCUUUGUCGGGUACCGCGGCCACGAUCUCUCGCCCAAGAUAAGCGAGAUGGUGGCGUACGUGACGCCCAAGCUGGCGGUACUGCUCCGGGAGGACCAACCGGUGGCAGCGGCGGAGAAGAUGGAAGUUGUGGAGGCGGAGGGGUCGUCCAAGAAGGAGGAGAGCGAGUACGAGAUCGCGGUGCGGUUGUUCAAGACGGUGGCCCAAUGGUUGACCUGCGCCAUCAACCGCUGCUCGAACGGCAACGAGAUCGAGUACUUUGAGCUGCUGCCGAUCGCGUGCCGGCUGGAGCGUUCCGAGCAGGACCAGGAGCUGGCGGAAAUCUGCACCUCGCUGCUGGCGAUGAUUUCGCAAGCGCUGACGCUGGUGCCCUGCAUGGACGCCGCACUAGCCAAAAUUGACGACAUUUCCAAAAUGGCGUCCUGGUCCGCCCGCCGCUCCGUCAUCGACGUCCUGCAGGUGCUGGUGUUCUACAACAUGACCAUAAUCUUGAGCAACGAGCGCUGGAAGGCGCGCGUGCUGGAGAUCGUGCUGCGGCUGCUCGAGGACAGUGUCGUCGAGGUGCGCGAGAAGGCCGCCGAGGUGCUGUGCGGACUGCUGCACUGCUCGUUCCUGACGGCCACCGACGAGCUGCUGGAGCUGUUUAAGAAAAAGUGCCGCACCAAGAUGAUCAAGGCCAACAGACGGCUGCAGGUGGCGGCCACGUCCAACUGUUCCAGCGAGGUCCAGCGAAGCGAAGGUGUUGAGGGCAACGCCGUUCGCGCCCGCCACUCGGGCGUCCUAGGACUAUGUGCCUUUAUUUCCGCGUACCCGUACGAAGUGCCUGAGUUUGUCCCGAACGUGUUUGAACACCUGGGCGCUCACCUCAACGAUCCGCAGCCGAUUCCGGCAACGAUCCGCAAGACGAUGGGAGACUUUAAGCGCACCCACCACGACAACUGGGAGGUGCACCAGCUCAAGUUCACCGAGGAUCAGCUGGCGGUGCUGAGCGACCUGACGAUUCCGCCCUCGUACUAUGCGUAAGUAGUAUGUAGUAGCAGGUAGGUAAUGGACGCGCCACACUCUUGCAGCUCUUCGUUCGGGGUUUUGUUUUCUUUCUCGCGUAUUAAGAUGGUCAUUGAUCGGGUGGCAUUGUACAGUAUGGUUGAAGGAGUUUUCUUUUGUAUUUUAUUGUAAGUUGAUCCAAAAUUGUUAUGAAUUUUAUUAGCGUUUAGCGGUUUAUGUGUUUUUUUUCUGUUUCAAUUUUGACGUGAUCGCAAUGAAGCGUAACAAAGGUUAUUAAUGAAAUCCCAUCAUCGAUUUGCAGUUUAGAUGUGAAGAUUUAUAGUUGAGAAACUGCACACUUUAGAUCACGUUCUUAAAUACUAAGUUUACCCUAAAAUCGAAAAUAAAACAAAUUCUUUAAAUUGCGCAAUCAA